UAGCACUAAGCAGGCUAUACAUUAUUGAAUCCGUAAUUAAUCUUUUGUCGAAACAGUUAACGAAGCGCGAGUCAGAGGUCCGUCUCCGUAGCGACGUUGACAUCACGUGACCUCAGCGCGAGACAUUCACUGAAGACUGUCAAAUGAAUGGUAAAUAAUUGGAAUUAAAAAAGUGAACCAACGGUUAACUAUUUCUUUGCGGAUUUUUUUGUAAAAGGCAUGCAACCAUAAAGGUGUAACCAUGACAACAAUGUUACCGAGGAUUACCUCGUCGAGGACCCCGUUACCAACGGGGAUCACACAACCACCUCCACGAUCUCAUUCAUCUGCCUCAUUGUACGUUCCUUAUCCACCUAAAGAACUUUCUAGCUCAAUGGACUAUUUACGCUUGCCUGGCCGAAUAAAUCCUUUAGCACCUCCACCACCUCGUCGGAGAAUCAACUGGAGUUGGGAAACUACAGACCAACAUCAUGAAAAUGAAAAAAGAAGUCUAUUAAUGCAAAAACGUGAACAUACAAGAUAUCAUUCAGCCUGGUCAAAAGCUUUUUAUGGAGCACCUGCAGAAAAAGAGGCAUACAGACGCCAUUUUCGAGAAGUAUUAAAACAACAGAUGUCAGACAAAGAUAAAAUGGAGAAAGUUGAGUUCCAGGAGAAGAUAAAGGAAACAGAGCAGGCUAUUUCAUAUGACAGAGAUUGUAGAAUGAAUGAUGCAAAAGAAUACCACAGAAAACACUCCUAUCUCAUGCAGUACAGGGAUGGAAAUAAACAGCAAAUGGAAGACAGGUGGGCAGAUACAAGAUAUAACCGAGAAUUAGAAAAUAGAAUAGACCGGGAAAGACUCAGAUAUAACCCUAUAAACUGGAGUUGUACUUUAAAAUAGUCAAUAUUCUAGUUCAACAAUAGUCCAGUCUUGUUCAACAGGCUUAUAUACAUUAAUAUAUACCCUGCAUGCAGAAUUGACGUCAUCAUUACUGAAUUGUUGCUCACUGACUCCAUCGGAAAUUGGCGCUGUUUAAAUAUUGACUGCCACUUAGCGUAUAGUACAUCACUGACGAAACAGAAGUUUAGGUCUUGUUUCUCUUUUAACAGUUCAUAAUAUUUAUACCAUUGAGAAUGCUCAUUUAGUGUUUAUAGAUUUCCACAGAAUGUUCAUAUGUAUAGGCUUAUAACAUCAGAAAUCUGUAAAAGAGAAUGGUAUGUGUCCCCUUGUUAGGGUAUUCUUACAUUUACACAGGUCUUUUUUAUAUUUUUACAAUACAUUAUUAUAAUGGAAUAUCAGUCACUGUUUGUUAAGUUUUGCUAUCAUAUUUAAAACAACUGUAGGACACUUCAUACCUUUUACAAUGAAUAUGCAUGAAGAACUAAGCGAUAAUAUGAAUUAAAUAUAAAUAUUAAGCCAUGUUUAUGUAUCUUGUUAUUUUACAAAGUUUUUGAUUUUUACCUGCUCAACUGUAUCAUAAAAUGGCCACAAAUUCACUUUUUAUAUGUAUAUUUUAUGUAUAGUUCAUCUGUUGCUAAUCUUCUACACAUUUGUUCUGCAGGUACAGUAUGUAACGACACUUGUGUAAAUUAUUGAUGAAUCUUUUUUCGACCCCAAUGCUUCAGAUAAUCCUAAAUUGAUUUUUGUUCCCUGGAAAGUGACAUAAAUCACGACAACUAGGUUAUAUGUUUGACUUCCACUUACUUGAACUUAACAUGUUAAUGAUUUUAAGAUGUAUUACACGUUAGUACACAAAUAUUGCAUAAAGGUUUCAAUGCAGCAACACUUGAUUGCUUGCAAUACAGAUGUACAUUAUACUGCAAGAAAAAAAUUGACAUUUUCGUUGAAAGUUUUAUUUGUGGAUUGUGAAUUUUAACAUAAUAACUGAAAUGCAACUUCAUGGGUAUUCUUGUAUCAAAAUUCACACAGAUAUCUCUAUGUGUAACCAAAUACCGCAUGUCAGCAUGACUUAAGAUACUUUCUUUUCGCUGCAAAGGGUAAUAUUCUAAGAAAUGCAUUUUUCUUAUGAUUAAAUAUGUAUAAGAAAGGUAUGUUCACCCUAUCAAUGUUUGUUACCAUCUUAAGUCUUCAAGGGUUGACAGGAUACUGCUUGUACACAACAUCGUGCCAAACAUUUCUCAGUGCCAACAGUUGUGUAUAGAGUUUACAGGAUAUAAUUUUUCCAUCAUAAUUUUCUAGAAGGUUACAUAUACAUACUGUAUCACUGGAGAAAUACCAACUAAAACAAACAAAAUAACACUUGCAUGCCGGAACAAUACAAUAUCUAUUUUUAACAAUUCACUUGGCCUGACUUGUGUAUUUUGACAAAAAGAUGUACUUUAUUCGAUGACCUUGUGUCAAAUCUGGUACAACAUUAAAUUUUGAUGUCUACUGCUCAGUAUAUAUAGUAUUGUGAUAUAUGUAAGAUAGUUUUUUUAUUUUUUUAAAAAAGUUGCUUAAUUGCUAGCAGCUAUAAAUUUAUGAAAUUUGAACUGAAAGAAUUAUUAAUUUAGCGAAACACCAUUUUUUAUAUAAAAAAAAAAAACAACAACAAAACCUGUGAAGGUUCUUUCAUUGAACUGUUUCACUAUUUCUAAAAAAUACAAAAAAAGUAGAUUAGAAGAAAACUGCAGUAUUAUUUUCCAAUUAAUGUAAGAAAAGUAACUCUGGAAUGAAUGAAUGUUUUUUGCAAGGGUUGUCUCCCUUAAUAUUUCACAGAUUUACACCCAGCUCUCAUUAGAUCUACGAUGUUCUUUUACAAGUAAUGCAGGGGUGUUGGGGACAAAUUUCACCUCUGGCCUAUAUGAUAAGCCUUCAUGCAAGCUAUAUUUAUACUGAGUGACUGUUUUUUUGCAUGAGAGAUAUUGUUUGUACAGUGAAACAAAUUUUAAUGAUACAUGUUUGAUUUGUCUAUUUUAUUACCUUUUCUACAUCCCUAUAUUUCAUUUCAUUGUUAUAUUGUACUCUUUCUGUGAUCUGUUGUUGCUAUUGUUUAGUGUGUGGACUUUGUAGAUAUUUAUACAAAAAUUGUUAAUUAAAAUGUGUUAUUUCCA
Messenger RNA from Mercenaria mercenaria, 3033 nucleotides. RefSeq lists its product as uncharacterized. The transcript has 4 exons. Lineage: Eukaryota; Metazoa; Mollusca; Bivalvia; Venerida; Veneridae. The record is from RefSeq and is a predicted model, not a curated record. The coding region runs from base 242 to 880 and encodes 212 amino acids.